Messenger RNA from Oncorhynchus nerka (sockeye salmon), 5408 nucleotides. RefSeq lists its product as uncharacterized. The coding region runs from base 2186 to 4858 and encodes 890 amino acids. The record is from RefSeq and is a predicted model, not a curated record. Lineage: Eukaryota; Metazoa; Chordata; Actinopteri; Salmoniformes; Salmonidae. The transcript is spliced from 15 exons.
CCAAAGACCACAUCCUCUCUGGUUAAGCUUACGGACGAUGAGGUCAGUGGAGCUUGUGAUCGUAUACUGGGGGCCUAAUUCAUAAAUGAGACUAUAUGAAUUAUACUCACAUUUCGUAGCAAAUUAUACGUUUCAACGACAUGUACGGACAAUACCAAGGUAAACAAUGCAACUUCUUAAUGUUAAAACAAAUAAGAAGCAUAAUUUAACAUUUAAUAUAUAGAUAGCUAACUUGUACUAAGAGUUGCCUGGCGGCGUUGCUUUCAUAUGUUUGGGACAUUGAAUAUAUGUGAACAUUCCAUGAUAUUUGCUAUCCACAGUGUGUUGCGUUGGAGCCAGUAAUGUGUUAUUGUCUGUGGUUGUUUGUGUGUGAUGUCAGAUAUAUGUAUUUUGUAUAUUAAUGCGCCUUACCCCUAAUCCUUAAUAUAAUCCUAUCCUUUCUGCAUACCCUUUAAUUGAUACUCCAAUAAAUAUGGCACCAUAGAACUCUGUUCCACAAUUAGCCGAUCUCAUUAUUUUUUUACUGACAUUAAGUUAUUUGUUACAGGUGCACCAUUCGAUUGUUCCUGUCAAUUCUCUAAUAUCACUCACAAGAUGCACAACCUGCUGCAAAUUGUUCCACUGUCCACUUUGUCUCAGCUUUAAACCAACCAAACGCUCAAGAUUACAGCGCCAUGUUGAUGUGCACCUGAAAAAUGCGGUGUCUUUCAAAGAUAAAAAGAUUUGUAAAUGCAAUUUGGACUGUAGGACAGAUGGCCAUUAUCACUGCCCCCAGUGUGAGAGAACUAUCAUCAGGAGGGAUGCCAUGACAAGUCAUCUGCUGUUGUGUCAAGGGGCUUCCGCUCCUGUUUCAUCAGCUGCACUGCCCUCUACGCAUGCUGUACUGCCCACGCCUGCUAUAAACCAGCGUAUUCAAAUCACCACCCAUAUCCAACUGCCUCAAAGUCCAGCCUAUAGGACUCUGACGACUAUGUGUGAUCACUGUGGCUUUGUGCUCCUGAGAAAGAACUUGAAGCAGCACCUGCUGAGGAAACACCCGGAGAUAGCCACUCUAUUGGAGGGAGCACAAUCAGAUCCUGUGUCUGUGGCACAACAACACGGCACCAUGAAACAUGCUGAAGGGACCAGGCGGAGACUGACCGCCACCUGCACCAUAUGUGGGCGUCCGGUGACCAUGAAGAACAUGUGAGCACACAUGAACAGAAAACACCCUGAUUCCUGGUAGAUGCCUGCUUUGCAAACAUAGGUAUUAUAGCCUGAUCCCAGAUCUGUUUGUGCUUUUGCCUUUUGUCAUUGAGAAGCAAAACAAUUUGGCCAAGAAAAAGAGUACAAGGAGUGGAAUGUUAGCAAAACAGGUUCUGGAUUUCAGGAUAUAGGCUUCAUGCAUCAACUACUUAAUUGAUGGCUGAAUUCUAUUAUAUAUAUUUUUAUAACAUAUCUUGUACAUUCAUGUUGUAUAUAUUGUUUUACCAUACAAAUGGAGAACAUUGCAUUUGUUAAUCUGACCCUUCAGUGUUAUUGGGUUACGGUUAUGACCUGGCUGCCAGUUCCAUUUCCAAGGCCUGAGUGCUGGUCUUGCAAACAAGCACAACAAACAAUUGGGGAGAAUUUAUAGAAUAGAAUUUAUACCACUAUAAACAUUUAGUUAUUUUGAACAUUUCUUGCAGUCUCUAUAACUUGUUAAAGUUGACUAUUGUACAAAGUAUGUUGAAAAGCUGGGGAAUCAUGCUCCACUCACUCACACCAAAUAAUGGUGGUUCAAAUCUAGGCUGUUAUAAUCAAGUUAUUUAGCUUAGAAUGUUAUAGCUGUAGAAAGGUACAUAGCAGCUCAUAAGAUCAAGAGGAUGAGAAUGUUUGAAAGUUUGUUCUGGCAGUUUGUCUUGUUGUUUUUGUUUAGUGGGAGAGAGAAAAAACGCCACUUAUGCUGUUGGGAAAUGUAUUAAUAUUUUGAGUAUCAAAUAAAUUCAACAAAAGAUGUAAGAAGCUGCUAGCCUCAAGGGCGUAUCUAAACGUGUAUUUACGGUAUUUCACCGGCCCGCCCAACCUCAUCAGCUGUCCGGAAUUAAUCCAAAGAAAACUUCCGGAAGAGGUGUGAAAAGGUGAAGCCACCAUCUGAUAACAAAGAAGAUGUUCACUUCUCACAUAGGAACAGAUUAGAUUGAUUGUUGUAGUCUACUUGGUAACCAUGUCGCACGAACUCGCUUUUCGUUGUCGCGUCACCUCCAUUAUGGAAGCUUUGACAGCAACAGUCGUGCAAGAAAUCUGUCAAUUUAUGGGAGAAAGCUAUGCUGCUCUUCGAGUGGAAAUGUUGCAUGAACAAAAUAAAAAAGAGACAAGGAUGGAGAAGCCAGCGAACUGCCGCAAGAACUUUUCAAAACCUGUUAGCCCACCAAGUUUGGGAAACUUUCCAAUCGUGGGGCAGAUCCUGAAUAAACAAGAGGCCAACUAUCAUUGGCUAGAAGACGGUGCUGUUUUUGAAGGCCUAGCAUCACCGGUGACGGAGAGACCAGAGCCAUCACAGCCCCCUGGUCAGAUUACAGACACGGUACCAUGGCCAGUAUGGCUCAUCAAACAGGAGGAAAUGGCUGAUGAUGAUUUGGAAUCGGAAGGUUACGGCGAGUGGGUUCCAGAGACUCCCAAGGCAAGCCAGAAUAUCACAGGAGAAAGUGAUGAGGAAGAGAGAAGUCAAGCCUCUGGGGGAUCCAGAGAACUUGGACUCGACGACUUCAAGAGAGAACAGAGUCCAUUGCUGGUGUCAGCUGAGGAUGCCGUGACACCCAUAAAGACAAAGUAUAAAGCACGCAUGUUAGAACACACUGGGAAGCCACGUUUCCGCUGCGAUAUCUGCGGUGAGAAAUUCCAGCGUCAGAGCGGCUUGACCAGGCACCAGCGGCACAAACACAACACCGUGAAAACCUACAGUUGCACUGUGUGUGGGAAAGGGUUCACCUACAUCAAAUCCCUCAACACGCAUGAGCUCACGCACUCUGAUGUCUCUAUCAGUUCAACUAUAACUCUGGAUGAAGCCAAGGCAAGGAAAAGAGGUCUGACUGAUGAACCCACAGACAGAAAUGCAGCGAGAGAUAUGAUCAGUGCCAUCCUUCACUCAAAGCCAGGUGGAGAAAAGGUGUUCCAGGAGUAUGGGAAAACCAAAGGUCUUACGGAUAGCACACGGAGACUGAUGGUGAACAUUAUUGUGGCCGACAUGAUGGAAAAUCAUGGGAUCCCCCCAUCAAGUGUCCGCACCAACUACGCCCUGGGGAUUGUGACUUUAUUCCCCUACUUGAAUGAUCCAGAUUCAGAGCAUGGCUAUGAACAAUAUUACGACGCAGCUAGUGGGUCUGGUUAUCUGACCUGGAGAAUAAAGACAGUGGGGCGCAACAAAUCAUGUAAGACCAAGAGGAGAACCAAGUCCACCUAUCAAAAUGGUCCAAAGGCUCAACACAGUUCCCCUUCAGUUGUUGAGGAACUGUUAGAUGAACAAGUGUCCAUGUCUGAGGUCUUGAUCUGCUCAGUUGGGUCUGAUUCCUCUGGAUCAGCUUUAACUUUGGAAAAAUCCAAGGCACGAAAAAGACGUCUGACUGAUGAACCUACAGACAGAAAUGCAGCAAGAGAUAUGAUCAGUGCCAUCCUUCACUCAAAGCCAGGUGGAGAAAAGGUGUUCCAGGAGUAUGGGAAAACCAAAGGUCUUACGGAUAGCACACGGAGACUGAUGGUGAACAUUAUUGUGGCCGACAUGAUGGAAAAUCAUGGGAGGAUCCCCCCAUCAAGUGUCCGCACCAACUACGCCCUGGGGAUUGUGACUUUAUUCCCCUACUUGAAUGAUCCAGAUUCAGAGCAUGGCUAUGAAAAAUAUUAUGAUGCAGCUAGUGGGUCUGGUUACCUGGCCUGGAGAAUAAAGACAGUGGGGCGCAACACGUCAUGUAAGACCAAGAAGAGAACCAAGCCCACCUAUCAAAAUGGUCCAAAGGCUCAGCGAAGUUGCCCUUUAGCUGUUGAGCAACUUUCGGGGGAUGAAUGCAAAGAGGCGAUAUCUGUGCUUCAGCAUACAACAACUAAUGAGUCACUGGUUCGAGAGAAGAUGAUGGCAACGUUCCAAUACAGACAGCAGGUGGUUCAUGAUCCGGGGAAGUCCUCAACUGUCCUAGAUGUCUUCCCCAGAUUCCUUGACACUACAGGCUUGAUCAACCAAGAUUUCACCAGACUUUUCGGAGAGGUGGUGUCUGGGACAUUUAUGGCGAAGUGGCCAACAUUUUUCAAACCCAGGGUCAUCGCAGAUUGCAAAACCCUUCCCUUCAGCGAACCUGUGGAAGACCUCCUCUCAUCUGCUCAGCAGGAAUCCAAUGAUUAUGGAUGGGAGAGUGACUUGGCAGCCAUUUUGUUGCUUCUGCAUCUCCUACCCCCGACCUCAAAGGGCCCGAAGACCGCAAAGAUCCGUACCUCUCAAGCUGCUGACCAUCUGGUUAGAUUUAUGAAGGUAGGGACAAGUAUGGUGACCUUCCUUGAGACAGUUGGAUAUGAGCAGCAGCCCUUCCUCCUCUGUGUCGGUGAAAGGAAGAACAGCCUUCAGAAGUUUUACAUCGUCGUUGACCAGAAGACCAUCCCAUGCAAGGCCCAAACAUCAGUGGCAGCUUUUGACGAGCUCUUUAAGGCACACUAUGUCUUCAGUGUGUCCUACCAUGAAGCGUUGUGUAACUUCUACACAUUCAUCCAGACCACCGUGUACGGUAUCGACGUGGGGAAGGCAAAGGAGUCCUCAAGAGUCAAGGAGAUUAGAGUAAGGCUGCUUAACAAAGACCAGGGGAGUGGUGCCGCCGGAGCGCAAGGGAGCAGCGCUCCCGCCCUUUUUGCAAUUUGAGAAUAUAAGUUAGUAGUUGAAUAGAAUAGAGCAGUAUCACCAUCUGCUCUAUUUCGCUCCUGAAACAGUAACUCAAGAAGAUCUAAGUGCGUAUCCCCAUGAAGCUGAUUGAGAUCAAAUGAUUGUCAUGCAGAUGCAGUUUGGACAUUUCACCAGUAAAACUCAAAUAAUUAUCGUUCACCAAUGACACUGAUGGCCUAUUUGUAAAUUAGAUACCCUCAAACACCAAGUUCGGUAUAUUACAUUUUAGUGAGAGAGUGUGAGCAUAGGGCAGAUGUUGCAGUUGGAGAAUGCAUUUUGUGCAUAUUGUAUUAUAAUAUUCAUUAGGUUACAUCUGUCAGUACAAACUUUGAUUGUAAAAUUAUGUAAUUCACUUUUUGGGGGUUGGCUCCCGCACCUAACAAAAACAAAUGGCACUAUACCACUUACAUAGAUAUGUGAAUUGAGAUGUGUUUACUUGUUUUAUUUGUAAAAUACACUACAGCAGUUGUGCAUUGCUUUUUUGACAAGUUUCAUCAUGGUUUGUCAAUAAAACGUAAUUCAAUCUGGA